CGCCAGCGACGAGAGCAUGACGACAUCCUCUUCCUCCUCAUCCAUGCAGCUUCCUCGAUCCCCGCCGCAGCUAGCCUAGCCGGCCGGCCGGCCACAUAGAUGCCCGCGCUCAUUCACACGAGCAUGCGCAUUAAAUCAUCUGACGUCACUUUACGUGUUUAGCAACGCUACAUAAACCGCCCUUCUUCCUUGACAACUCCAUUUUUGUAUUUUUUGGCAGCUGCGCGAGUUGUGCUGCUUUCGAGCAGAAAAGAAAGGAGAUUUUGUUGUUUAGCCAGUCACCCGAGGCCAGUAAUGUAGUCGGCCGUCGUCUCUAACAGUAAAGUGCACGCUGUGAGUGUUGUCGCAGUGUAGAAAGUGUAGGCUGUAGUCAGGUAGCGAGAGAGAGUCGGUAGUCGGAGAGAGUGGCCAGAACUGACGGUCACUAGCUCCUCCAGCCAUGGCCUCCCCUCGCCCCUCGCCUCACGGCAAAAAAUAUAUGAUGUUCACCAGAAACAAUGUCCAGAGAGCUGUCAGGAACGUGAGGGAUACUUAUUAUCUGGGGCUCUAUUUGGGUGUCCCUGACUGGAGACUGAAGGAAAUUAAGAGUCAGUUCAGAGGAGAUGAGGGACGACAGGUGGAGAAAUAUGUCACCUACUUCAUGGACCACGACCCACUAGCCUCCUGGAGACGAGUUAUUGUUGUUCUUGAUCAGAUGAAACAGUUUGGAGGGAAAGAGGCUGCAGAUAAGAUACGACAUCUGGCGGAGUCUGUCACAGACCCCACACUCACUAUCAACAACCUCCGUCACGUCACCUCUUCAGUCCAGGACUGGCAUCGUCUGGGGGACUAUUACUAUGGUCUUGGUGUUCCUAGUCCUGUGCUGGAUGAGAUCAGGAAGGAUGCUGCCCUGACAGAGGAGGAGAAGAAAACAAAGGUCCUACUCUACUUCCUCCACAAUGUCCCGAUGGCCUCCUGGGAGAGAGUUGCAGGAGCACUGUACUACAGGGAGGAGGAGAGGGCAUUACAGGCAGUGAAGGAGUUCCUGCCAGUCUCACCAGAGGCCAGUCUCACCCCAGAGAGCCUCUCCACAGUUCUAGACAUCAUGAGUGACGCUCUGUGGAGGGAGUUUGGUAGAUAUGCCAACAUACCAGACUCUGAGUUGGACAGGAUCGAGGCACAGUGUACCAGUGACAGAGAGUGCAAACAGGCCCUCAUUCUCUCCUUCAUCUCCUCACAUCCAGCACCAUCCUGGACUCUUGUGGCAUGGGCUCUCUACAUGACUGAGCAGGACGAGGAUGACGGCAGUUGUCUCAGAGCAUUGGAUCACCUGCAGCAGCUGUUCCCCACUGGAAGAUUCCGCUCCAAACAGAUCUACGAGCAGGAGAUGAAACGAGGCCACAUUGAGCUGGACCUGGACAAAAUGCUGCUGUUUGGCACGGCUGGCAGUGGCAAGACGUGCUCCCUCGCUGCACUGCUCGGAGUGGACCCUCCCACCAUCCGACACAGCACUCCAGUCAUGAAAAGACCCAUCGAGGUCGUGUUCGUGGACGUUGACGGCAAAAAACAGUGGAAGAAACGAACAUUAGACCAACUGCCAGACUCCAUCGCUGAAGUAAUUCGGUCGCGAAUGCUACGGCAGCAGUCAGUGGCACAGAGCAGUGGUGCCCCAGCCUCCCUGGCCAGCAGUCUCCCCACACCGCAGCCAGCCAGUCAGCUCAGCCAACUCCAGGGAAGACGAGUAGCUCCACGUCUGAAGCAGCCGGGAAGAUCACAGCAUCCUCGGAGGAGAAGCCCAGCGCCAGGGAGCGGCAGGAGGCAGAAGUGAGGCUGGAUUCCAUGCUGCUGUCGAGUUCGGUGGACGAGGGGUUUGUACAUCUCAUCAACAGUGCUCCUCCCUCCCUGGAGCCCAUCCUGCGACUGAAGCAGUUCCUCGUGCUGGACUCUGGCGGCCAGCCCGAGCUUCUGGAGAUGAUGCCCGUCUUCCUGAGGGGCGCGUCCAAAUUCGUAUACGUCUUGAAGCUCCACGAGUCUCUUGACAAGCGAGCGACGAUCCGUUACUUCAAAGACGGCAAGCUAGUGUGGGAGUACCCAGCCUACCUGACCAACGAAGGGACCCUGAGACUGUGUGUGCGUACCAUGAGGUCCCUGAACAACAAGAACCCCGACAUCCCUCCCACCAAAAUGAUGUUUCUUGCCACCCACCGAGACUUGGUGGCAGAAAAGCAGCUGCCCGGAGUGCUGGACACUCUGCACAAGAGGCUGAGGGAGAUCCUCUUGCCUCAGUUCAGGGAGCAGCUCAUCUACUGCGAUACGAAACAGGACGACUUUGUCUUCACACUGAAUGCGGCAAAGCCGGAAAAGGAGGACAGGGAGUGUGCGGAGAGCAUUCGGGAGUGUCUUAGUAAGGAGGGGCAGGGGGGAAGGGAGGUGAAAGUGCCGUUGCGAUGGUACGCUCUGUACCAGAAGCUGCUGGAGGUGGCAAAUGAACGGGGGAAGAAGGUGCUGCCUCGAGAGCUGUGCCAGAAGGUGGCAGAGUCGAUGGAGAUGGAUGGCGAGUCGUGUGGGGAAGCCCUGAACUUCUUUGACGGUCUGAACAUGCUGUUCUACUUCCCCGACAUCCUGCCCCAGCUUGUGUUCAUGGAGCCACAGAUGUUGCUGGAUAAGGUCUCGGAGCUGGUGGAGGAGACCUACCACAUGAGGCAGGGAAAGAAGGGCCAAGCCGUGCCGGGGGAGAAGCUGAGGUUCCGUGACCACGGCGAAGUGACGGAAAAGUUUCUGGGCGAGUUCGAGAGCCACUACGAGCCACCUCUGUUCACACCCAAGGAGCUGGUGACCCUGCUAAAGGGGUUGCUGGUGUUUGCGGAGAUGUCGGAGGACGUGUACUUCAUGCCGUGUCUGCUGCAAGUGGUGGCGUGGGAGGUGGUGGAGGAACACCGAGUGAGUGGCAGGAAAGCCCUGGCUCUUCACUUCCCCGACAGCAGUCCCCUGAUGGGAACGUUCUGCUCCACUGUAGCUUACCUCCUGUCCCCCGAAAACAGUCACCCCUGCCCGUGGAGAGUGGCUCAGAAGAAGGAAGGAGCUCCGAAAUGCCUCCAUCGCAACGUCAUCAAGUUCACCGUUUCAGAUUACGCAGGCGCCGUUUCGCUCAUCGAUCACUUCACCCACUUUGAACUUCAUCUAUGCACCCACCCCAAAAAGGCAGCUCAGCUGUGGAAACUGGCACACGACGCAGUGUUUGCAGGUCUCAAGAAAGCAGGGAAGACCAUCGGCUACACAAACAACACUCCAGUCCCAGCCAUCGUAUGCCCCGCCCACCCCCGCCCAGCCAAACCCCACCCUGCCACUGUUGACAAGGACAGAGUGUGGACAUGCUCAAUUGACUCUGAAAAGUUUGGAGACGUUGACGAGGACUCUAUUCCAUGGCUGACCCUCUGCACGUCUACCUCUGCUGAGUCAGCCACGUCCUCUCUCUCCUCUUCAUCUUCUGCAGUUCCCCCCACUCCCCAGCCUCCCCUCUCUGUCUCCACAGCUCCUGCCUCCUCUACCACUGCCACCACUACUACCAACAUUCCUGUGUCAGAGUGUUUCAUAGUCUCCUCCACUACUGCCUCUGUUCCCUCUCUCUCCCUGUCCUCUCCUCCUGUCUCCACUACCACUACCAACACUCCUGUCAGCCAAUCUGUCUCUACCUCCUCCACUACUGCCAGUGUCUCCACAGCUCCUCAUCCUGUCUCCUCCAGUCCUGUCAUCGAGUGUUCCUCCACCUCCUCCACUACUGCCACAGCUGCUAUCCCUCUCUCCUCCACUGCUAGCACCACUCCUGGUGAGCCUCGUUUAGAAACAGUCUUCCCUACCACCACAUGAUGUGUGUAUGCAUCUAUACCCCUAAUGUAUUUACUGACUCUUACCUUUAGUUGUUGCUCUCUCUCUCUCUUUCACACUUUCUUCGCAGGUGAUGUAGUCUGUCGACCCACUCUGCCAGAGCUACUUCGUCUGGAAAUCCCCGAGGGAAUUGCCACAAGCUACACCACAUUUGGAAUCUUCCUCCUCAAUGACGAGACGGGGGAUAAAGUGAACAUCAUCGAGGACGAACACCGCGGGAAUCCAAAGAGGAUUUCUCGCAGCAUUCUGGGGGAGUGGCUCAGAGGAAAGGGACUUCCCGUGACGUGGGAGACUCUGGUCAAGGCUCUCAGAGACACCAAACUUUUUGCUCUCGCUGACAAAGUCCAGGCCGCAAAAUUGUAACCACAACUUCUCAUCUCUAUACCACACACCACUUUCUUCUCAUCUCUAUACCGCACUCACUUUCUUCUCAUCUCUGUGUUUUGUAUACUGCAGUCACUUUUGAAAUAAUUAU
This is a messenger RNA of Geodia barretti, 4339 nucleotides long. The record is from the annotation of a GenBank genome assembly. Lineage: Eukaryota; Metazoa; Porifera; Demospongiae; Tetractinellida; Geodiidae.